ACAUGGUCAAGCUGUAAGAUGAAGAAUGUACAAGACUAAUAGGAGUUUGCUGUGCAUGUCUACAUCUUUGAGAAGGAUCCCGGAAGGCAUUCCUCAAAAUAUUAAAAAGAUUAGGAUAGAAAACUCUCACCUAACAGAAUUGCCCCGUGGGUCAUUCUCUAAUUCUAGUGCCUUGGAAUAUCUUUGGCUUAAUUUUAAUAACAUCACAGUCAUGCAUUUAAAAAGCCUUGAGUACCUGAAGGAUUUGACCGAGCUGAGAUUGCAGGGAAACAAGAUAAGUUCAAUACCAUGGACAGCAUUUCAAGAUACUCCAGCUUUAAAAAUACUGGAUCUAAAAUACAACAAGCUCGAUGUCCUUCCAGAACAUGCUCUCCGCUACUUGCCUAACCUGACCUACUUAGACUUAUCUUCAAAUCAGCUUACUGUCAUUUCCAAGGAUGUUUUCUAUAACUGGCCUGUGUAUCAAAAAACCCAGCAGCCGGAUAAGAAGGUAGAAGCUAUUUCUAAUGCAGUUUUGGCCUUGCACGAUAACCCAUGGAUAUGUGACUGCCGCCUCCGAGGGUUUGUCCAGUUUAUCAAAUCUGUUAGCCCACCCAUAAUUCUGAUGAAUUCCUAUUUAACUUGUUCAAGUCCUAAAUAUAGGGCGGGAAAGUACUUCCAUGAAGUGGAGCUGAGCACCUGCAUGAAGCCAUCGGUCUCUUCCUUUGAGUCCAAUGUUACUGUAUUUGUUGGACUAAAUGCUACCUUGACCUGUAUGGUGCAGGCCAAUCCUUCCCCAGCAGUCUGGUGGACCUAUAUGCUAAAACACUUACGAGGAUUUAAUGUGUCCACUACCCAUAUCAGUGAAAAUAUGACUAAGUCAGAACUGGUGAUUCCUUCAGCUCACCUUGUGGAUGAGGGUAAUUAUACUUGCACAGCUGCUAAUUUCCUUGGCAACACCUCAACCAUCAUCAUGCUGAAAGUUCAAACCCCCAGAAUGGUGGCUUCUUCCUUCUCUUCCUCCAUCUCAGAGGAGAAUCCAUAUAUUGAUGUGAGGAUCGCCAAGCAGACAGUGUAUGGAAUCACUCUGGAGUGGUAUACAGUGACUGAAAAUCCAGGGGAAACUUGGUAUACCCUCCAUUUUGGAAAGUAUGAUGACUCCAAGAAAGACAUUAUUUACAUUGGCCCCGGCAUCAACAGCUACUCAGUCAAUGACCUGCUUCCUGUCACCAAGUACGAAGUGUGUGUUACUCUGAGGAACCAAAUGCCACAAAAAGGACAAUGCAUUGUGUUUGUUACAGGAAGUGACAUCAGUGAAUUGGAGCAGAGAGAAAAGCUAAUCCACAUCAUCAUCAUUGUGUGUGCCAUGGUGUUGGCUGUUCCUGCUGGGAUGUAUGCAUGUACCACUGAGACCAGGUUUAAUUGCAUGGAGAGAUGUGCCGACCUUUGCCGUAAGAACAGGAAAGGACAAAAUCUUAGAGGAGUCAAUAAGGAGAGCACAUUUGACAGCUUGCCGACUGGCAGCGAAGAAGGGCUGUGCCACCGAGACUCCAGUGAGGGCAAAAAAAAGCCAAAGGUUUCUGAGGACAAGGAGAAAGCCAACAAGCAUGAACCUGAACACAGAAAUAGCGCUGAUCUGUAUUAGCCAAUUUCUGAGCACAAUCCCAUAUUAGAUAAGAGAAAGAUGAAUAUAGGAAGACUGGCAGAAAUAUCCCAGCCAUGCAUUCAGUAGGUCUUUGUGUUACAUCCAUGUCAGCAUGUGAC
This is a messenger RNA of Hemicordylus capensis (graceful crag lizard), 1743 nucleotides long. RefSeq names its product leucine rich repeat, Ig-like and transmembrane domains 2 (gene LRIT2). The transcript is spliced from 3 exons. The record is from RefSeq and is a predicted model, not a curated record. The coding region runs from base 26 to 1624 and encodes 532 amino acids. Gene Ontology annotation, molecular function: protein binding. NCBI's taxonomy places the organism in Eukaryota, Metazoa, Chordata, Lepidosauria, Squamata, Cordylidae.